AUGGCGAUCGAAGUCGUCGACCUGACCGAGGCCGACAUCCCCGGCGCCAUCCAAGUAAUUCAGCAAGCGUUCGCCGACGACCCAUAUUACAAAUGGGUAUUCGAUGCGCCCACGUUCAACAAACAAAGAAACUACGCCUCACUCUCCGCUCGCUGCCACUGGGGCAUCAACAACGCACUAUUCCAAGUCGCAAAAGACACAUCCUCGCCAAACUCCCCAGUCCUCGGUGUCUCCUGCUGGCUCGCACCCCAACCCGCCUCCCAACCGGAAAGCUGGUACUCCUGGACCCAGUCAUGGAUCCUCUCAUUCAGCCAGUUGUGCAACAACGUCCGCUAUCUAGGCCACGGGGGCCUGCUCACGAACCGCUACUGGAUCUGGAAACAGAACCAGCAGGAAGCGCAAGCGCAGAUCUGGGAUGAUCCUCGCGGUUAUUACUUUUGUAAUAUUGCUGCUGUGAGUCCCGAGGUGCAAGGGAAGGGGAUUGGGGGAUUGCUUUUUAAGACCGUUUUGGAUAAGGCGGAUCGGGAGGGAAUUAAGUGUUAUUUGGAGAGCUCAAAGGACGUACCUAAUGUGCAGAUUUAUGAACGAAUGGGGUUUGAGAUGAGGAUGGAGAUGGAGUGUCGCGAUGGCGAUGAUGCUUGCAUGCUGUACUGCAUGGUGCGGGAUCCCAAGACCUAG
Penicillium cinerascens is the source of this 678-nucleotide messenger RNA. RefSeq names its product GNAT family N-acetyltransferase. NCBI's taxonomy places the organism in Eukaryota, Fungi, Ascomycota, Eurotiomycetes, Eurotiales, Aspergillaceae. Gene Ontology annotation, molecular function: acyltransferase activity, transferring groups other than amino-acyl groups. Bases 1 to 678 code for a protein of 225 amino acids. The transcript has 3 exons. The record is from RefSeq and is a predicted model, not a curated record.